AUGGCAGAGACUUCUUUGGUGAUAUUUGUCAACCUUCUCAAGUGUCUCUUUGCAUUUUAUUCCCUUUACUACAUUGUGAGCAGCAUUUGUUAUGGAGCCUUCAGGUUACACAAUUUUGAUGGGAAGAUACCAUUCAACUUCGCUGCUUGGGUUGACUACUCCAAGUGUUGUCAGUCAUACUCCAAGGAACAGAUAGUGAAUGUGAUUUCAAUGGAGGUCACUUUCUUCCUGACAUCCUGGGCCUUUGUUAUCUUCCUCCGAACCAGAUUUUGGGAUUAUGCAAUCACGGUUACGUCCAUCCACUUCACCAUGAGUUGCAUAGUUAUGCUUGACUUCCCUCUGAACUGGUCAUGGUGGGCAUCUUUAGUUAUUGGCAUGCUGAUGAUGAUGACCAUUGGUGAAGUAUUCUGUUACCUUUGCUAUGAGUUGCGUCCAAUGAAAUCUCGAGUGGAUCCCACCAAUGAAGUGACAUGAUGUCGUCUGAGGACUCUACCUCUUCCAAGAUCUAUCAUGCUCAGACCAUACCCAGCUUGGGUGCUGUCAAUGACAUAACACAUGUAAAAAAGCUUGUCUCAUUAGCUUGCCUUAUUUUUGCUUACUUUGCACAAAUGUCUUAAUUUACAAAUGAUGUAUGUUAAAAACAUCCAUGCAAAGUAACAAAAAAUUAGGUACUCCAGUAACUAAUCUCCAGUACAGACAGACUUCAGUCAUCCUAAAUAGGUUCACGGUCCUUGGCCUUGCCUUGGCAGACCAUGAAAAAGACAUUAAGGUUUAGAAUUAAUGCAACCUGUCUUGAAUAUUUAAAGCUGGGACCUAGAAAGAAAUCCCCACCUCUGGUCACAUACAUGUGCACUUUGGUGACUCUGACAGUAUUACUCACUGUAGAUAUUUAAUAAGUUUUUUUGAAAUCCUCAAAUGACUUGAGAUUUAUGUUGUGCUCAGGUGUAUGCAUGUUGUUUUUGAUGAAAUAGUGAUUUAAUAGUGGUUUUUGUGGUGGUAUUUCAUGUAGUAUUGAACAUGUAGUAUUACAUGUAGUAUUGAAAAAUAUCCCAUUUUGCUAUUUAAAAAGGUUAACUUUUUUUCCCUAAAAACAUAAGACCGUAUUUUUGGUCACUCAUUCCACGUGUAAAAAUACAUUCAGUGAUUCCAUGAUAGUAUUCUGCAUUGAUACUGCACCGGUUUCCCUCAUUUGAUACUUCGGUUGUGAGUUAACAGCAACUGAGUUGUCUUUUCUGUAUUUGGUAAAGAAAAUGCGGUUGUUAUCUGUGUUAACAAUUUUUGUAAUAUACACAGAAGAGACUUCAAAUUGAAAUGUUUAUUUCCCUUUUGAUCUUUGUAUUAAUAAGGAUGGAGUUUUGAAAAACAAUAUGAAUUGGUGCUUUCAUUACGCAUUCUUCUUUCUUACCACCGACUGACGUAUUUGUUAUCGAGUAGUCCAGGUCCUUUAACUAUGGAAAGCUUUUAUCUGGACCUGGAAGAUUUGAUAAUGGUCACUGUUUUGUCUAUACCAUAGGCAUUUGAUUUGAUGGGCUAUCAGUUUCUUGCUCUACCUAUGUAUUCAUGUCUCGUAUUUUGAUGUUUACAAAUUAUGGGAUUUUUCCCAGUUUUAUAAUA
Lineus longissimus is the source of this 1614-nucleotide messenger RNA. Its product is annotated as putative transmembrane protein 244. Lineage: Eukaryota; Metazoa; Nemertea; Pilidiophora; Heteronemertea; Lineidae. The record is from RefSeq and is a predicted model, not a curated record. Bases 1 to 474 code for a protein of 157 amino acids. The transcript is spliced from 6 exons.